GACUCUGAACGGAAGUUUCAGCGGGUGCACACUCCAGCAACGCUUGUUCGGUCGUUUUUUUGGGACAAAAUGUUGAUAUGGCCGUGUGCUUUUACUAGUUACAUUACUUGCACUAGCCGCUUGGUAAUAGUUUAGGUAUACUCUUUCUGAUCAGCUUAAACAGCAGAGGUGAGUUGACGCCUCAAAAUUCACAUUAAUUUAGCUAGCUUGGUUACAUUCGUUGAAAGAAAUAUAUAGAGCAGUGGUUUGACUAUAGCUAACCACCUUAGCAUUCGCUUUAUAAGUGUAGUAUAGUCACAUAAAUUGCGUUCAACAUGGACAACCAAGAACAGUGCGCUCCCUCUGAAGGAUGCGUUGACCGGUCUACGCUGGUGUCGGGGGUUGGAAAGAAUAUCAAGUCAGUUUUGUGCCAACGUUGUGGAUCGAAGGUCCUCUGCCCAGGGAUGGCGGUGUUUACGGAGAAGGAGCUGUUCCUGCCCUCAAUGCGCAAGAAGACCACUAUCACCCAAUCAGAGGGAUCCGUGGAUGGGGACACACUGACUACCCACUGGUUAGUCGACGACAUGUACACUUUUGAGAAUGUGGGCUUCACAAAGGAUGUGGGGAGGAUCAAGUACCUCAUUUGUGCAGACUGUGAGAUUGGACCCAUAGGCUGGCACUGCCUGGAUGACAAAAAGAGCUUCUAUGUUGCAUUGGAAAGAGUCAAUCAUGCCUAGUGUGGCCCAUUGUAAGAACCUGGGGGAAACUAAAGAGGGUGUACACAUUUGGAACUGAAGGACAAGACGGACCAACACGAACGUCAGCCGUGUGCAGUAGAUGACUUGUUGGGUGUCGACGGACAGUGCCUAUUCAACAUUUAGAGAAGUCCUUAGAAAAUGGUGGCAAAUGUUCUGUGGUCAGAGGCAAUAGGACGGUCACCCACUGCGCAUGGGCAACAUGCAUUGGUCUCUCUUGUCCUUUAAUUCUUUCCGGCCUUCACUUUCCCUCUGGCCGCUUGCUGGAUGACUCCUUAGUUCUUCAAAGCCAAGUGUUCUUCAAUUCCUUUGUUUAUUACUGAUCAACAAUGGUAUUGAUGUGGUUCUCUGAACAAAUGUCUUAUCAGUCUAUAAAACUGUUAUUCAAUAUAAUACUGUAACUAACCCAUAUUCAGGUGUUAUGCUUUGGUCUGAGGUUAACCCUACAGCCUUUGGAAUUGUAUAGGCCUACUUGAUAUUACUUUCUACUUCUGAAAUAUUAUCAGACUAUCUCUGAUUCUACAAAUGUGGCCCAUUUGUACUUCUACUGUUUGAAUGAUUAGUGUGCUUAUCAGCAUAGCACACCCUUCACAUUCUGAAUAAUGGGAGUGGUUGUAUUUGUUGAGUGUGCUGUAUGCAUUUGUUGCUGAUACACUUCAAGUGACAGUGUUCUGUCUGUUGAUAUACCACAUUGGCUUUGACUGCUGCUCUACCGCUAUGUUGGCCCUCAGCUAUUGCCAUCGAACUCCAGAGGACCCCAUUAGGUCUCCACAGUCCAUGCUCAUCAUGGACUCAUCAUUUUGAUUAUCUUUCAAACGGUUAUUAACUCUGUAAAAUAAAAUGUAUCCCUGUGA
Messenger RNA from Oncorhynchus tshawytscha (Chinook salmon), 1588 nucleotides. Its product is annotated as guanine nucleotide exchange factor MSS4. Gene Ontology annotation, cellular component: cytosol; membrane. Gene Ontology annotation, biological process: small GTPase-mediated signal transduction; post-Golgi vesicle-mediated transport. Bases 315 to 716 code for a protein of 133 amino acids. The record is from RefSeq and is a predicted model, not a curated record. Gene Ontology annotation, molecular function: zinc ion binding; guanyl-nucleotide exchange factor activity. Lineage: Eukaryota; Metazoa; Chordata; Actinopteri; Salmoniformes; Salmonidae. The transcript is spliced from 2 exons.